UAUGGCGGCCAGCUCAGAUCGGAAUCCCCCUCCUUUCCCUGCUGCGGAGGAGCUUGAACCAGGACUCUCCGAGAUGGCCGAAGGAGAUAGUGAUGAAGGAGAGGAUAUCUUUGUGAGUAAUAGUAACCCUGUUUCUAUGAGUUGUGAAGUUCGUCAGCCAGAUGCUGCCAGUGACGAGCCUCCAGAUCUUUUCAAUGAGGUGGAAACCAGCAACCCAGCCCCUAACAACACCAAGUCUAAUGGAGUCCAUUCUGAUGAUGACAAUGAUUUAUUCGCCGAGGCACCUGUGGAGCUGGCCACUGAAAAGCACAGCAGCUCAGCCAGGAAAGAUCUACCCUCCUCUUCUGGUGCUCGACCAUCUACCACAUUAACCCCCAGCACAUCAGCAAUGCCCAAAUCCAUGGAACAGUUGGAAGAGACUAAGGACAACUUUGAUGUGGAUGUUGCUGUCACUAACCCAGAGAAAAUUGGAGAUGGCAUGAAUGCAUACAUGGCCUACAAAGUAUCUACUCGGACUUCCUUGCCCAUGUUCAGGAACAAGACCUUCUCUGUGCGGCGACGCUUCAGUGACUUCCUGGGUCUGUAUGAGAAGCUGUCAGUCAAACAGUCGCUCCAUGGAUGUAUCAUUCCACCACCACCAGAAAAGAGUGUUGUAGGAAUGACCAAAGUUAAGGUAGGAAAAGAUGAUCCCUCAUCGGGUGAGUUUGUGGAGAGAAGAAGAGCUGCUCUUGAGAGGUAUCUCCAGAGAGUGGUGUCCCACCCAUCGCUACUCCAAGACCCUGAUGUGCGUGAGUUCUUGGAGAAAGAGGAGCUACCCAGAGCAGUCAACACCCAAACGUUGAGUGGUGCUGGCCUCCUUAAGAUGAUCAAUAAGGCAUCAGAUGCUGUAAACAAGAUGACCAUCAAGAUGAAUGAGUCUGACACUUGGUUUGAGGACAAACUGCAGGAGGUGGAGAAUGAGGAGCAGCAGCUUAGAAAGCUCCAUGUUGUGGUGGACUCUCUUGUCAAUCACAGAAAGGAGCUGUGUUGGAACACAGCAAUAUUUGCCAAAAGCAUGGCCAUGCUAGGGAACUCUGAAGAUAACACGGCCCUGUCACGUGCCCUGUCCCAACUGGCUGAGGUGGAGGACAAGAUGGAGCAGCUGCAUCAGGAGCAGGCUGCCACCGACUUCUUUAUAUUUGCUGAGAUGCUGGCAGACUACAUUCGUCUACUGGGUGCUGUGCGGGGCUGUUUUGACCAACGCAUGCGGGCGUGGCAACGCUGGCAGGAGGCUCAAAGUACGCUCCAAAAGAAGCGGGAAGCAGAGGCCAAGCUGCUGUGGGCCAACAAGCCAGACAAAUUGCAGCAGGCAAAAGAGGAGAUUACUGAGUGGGAGGGGCGAGUCACACAGUAUGAGAGGGAUUUCGACAGAAUCGGCAUGACUGUACGCAAGGAGGUACUCAGGUUUGAGAAAGAAAAAGCGAAGGACUUCAAAAACCAGAUAGUGAAAUAUUUGGAGGCAAUGCUACAGUCUCAGCAACGGCUUAUAAAGUUUUGGGAGGCAUUCCUGCCAGAGGCAAAGGCGAUAGCGUAAGAAGGAGACUGUUUUGAAAUUGAGACCCCAACUGCCUUUUUGAACACUUUACCUCCUGACCAGGAACUGAGAGGACUAUUUACUUAUUGAGGAACCGUCCAUUUGUCCAUUUCUUUUUUUAAUCAAAAUUAAUUCCCUACACCUGUACAGUUCUUUGAUAUGCUUCCUCACUUAAAAAAUAUUUUUUUUUACAUUCUUUCUUGUUUACAUUCUUUACUUGAAGAUGGCAAGGUUCCCUUGACAUAAAAAGUAUUAAACCUGCAGGGAAUAAUUUGGCAAUAGUAUUUGUUAAAAUCACUGUCACAGUGGGGGAGUUCUAUGUUAAUUGCUCAGACCAGGAUAUGGAAUGGUCAAUGUCCAGGUACUACCUUUUAUAAUAACAUUGUGCAUAGUUUACAGUCAAAGAUAGGUAUACAUAAAUCAUUCCAGUCUCUAACAAAAUAUGUUGAUGGAAUCUGUUUCAGAGGCAGAUAGGACUUUUAAUUAUAUACCACUAUUGAUGAAAGAACCCAGUUACCAAGAGUAUUAAUACAUUGUUACAGUUUGCUACUUUGUGUGUAUUUACUCACUUGCCGCAACUACAAAAAUGAUCAAGGAAUGUUAAGAUAACUGAGUGCUUGUUGGUGAAAACUAGUCACUAAUUAUUUUCUAUAUGAUUGUCUUUUUGUCAGAAUAAUGUUCAUCUAUGCGAAAUCCCCUCCUUCCACAGUAAUCCUAUACGCAUGUGUGUGAGAGAGAGAGUGAGUGAUGGAGAAUUAGUGACUGCAAGCAGUGCAUUGGUCUGUCACUAUCAGCGGUGAGGAUGCUCAGCAGAAAUGAUUUAGAAAUGUUAUGGAGAUUGCUCACUUCCCUUGUACAUGUAACAUAACCUGUACAGUGCUUGAAUUAAACCAUGGGCAAUGUUGUCAAAUGUUGGCAGUGUUCAAACAUGUGACAAGUUGGGUUUCACACGUGAAAAAUAUUGGCCCAUAUUUUCCUAAACAUUUGUAAGUGUAGUUUUCUGUCUUGUCAUAUUUACAUAAGAAUGUGCUUUAUUUUUGUAAUCACUUACAUCAGCUCAAACAUUUCUUGAAGUUACAAUACCUGUAGAUGUAAAGAAUAAAUGAUUGAUAAU
Lampris incognitus (smalleye Pacific opah) is the source of this 2687-nucleotide messenger RNA. RefSeq names its product sorting nexin-1-like. Lineage: Eukaryota; Metazoa; Chordata; Actinopteri; Lampriformes; Lampridae. Gene Ontology annotation, cellular component: endosome membrane; endosome. The coding region runs from base 2 to 1573 and encodes 523 amino acids. The transcript has 15 exons. Gene Ontology annotation, molecular function: phosphatidylinositol binding. Gene Ontology annotation, biological process: early endosome to Golgi transport; intracellular protein transport. The record is from RefSeq and is a predicted model, not a curated record.